Molecule: messenger RNA, 6979 nt
Organism: Hemiscyllium ocellatum (epaulette shark)
Lineage: Eukaryota; Metazoa; Chordata; Chondrichthyes; Orectolobiformes; Hemiscylliidae
Gene: nphp3
Product: nephronophthisis 3
Exons: 28
Coding region: 443-4393 (1316 amino acids)
Biological process (GO): determination of left/right symmetry; kidney development; convergent extension
Molecular function (GO): protein binding
Source: RefSeq, a predicted model, not a curated record
CCAGGGGCAGCGGAGAGGGGAAAAUGGCGAACGCGGGGCUGAAGGGGAGGAGUGCAGCCCGCCGCCCCACUCCCCUCACCGGCUUUUAAAUAUCAUCGCUCCUUUCAAAUUGAACUUCUCCGUGCGGCCCAUGCCCUGACUAUUCGGCAACAGCAGCAGCACACUGGCUCGGGGGGGUGGUUUACGAGGGAAACAGCACGCGCCUUGGGGGGGAGGGGGGAUAACCCUCAGCUGCUGCCUCCUCCUUCCUCCUUCCUCGAACAUCACUCACUGCCUGUCAGAGUGACGGUUAUUAACAUGUCCCCUCAUGGAAGGGCAGUGAGUUACUGCUGAUGACUGCUCAGUCUGUGCUGGCAGCUUUCAGACUGAACUCAGGGAAAUUUAUUCUCAACUGCAGCUAUAAAGGAAUCAUGGGCUAAAUGUGUGCAAACCCAUUGACACAAUGGGAACGGCGUCUUCGCUGAUUGGCCCAAAUGAAGUCAUCGAAGACACGGAUGGUGGCGGUGGGGAAGCUUGCGAGAUCCCAGUGGAAUUCAAACCUAAGGCCAGACUGUUGCGCAGCUCCUUUAGAAGGGGUCCACGGGUAAUUGGUGCAAGCUUCAAAUCAACAACUUCAGUUGACCUUGAAUAUGCUGCGGAAUACGAGCGACUCAAGAAAGAAUAUGAAAUCUUCCGUGUCAGUAAAAAUAAUGAGAUUGCCUCCAUGCAGAAAAAGGAAACCAAACUUGACAAGGAAAAUAAAAGAUUGAGAGCGGAACUUCAGGCUUUGCAGAAAACCUACCAGAAGAUACUUCGAGAAAAAGAAAGUGCCCUCGAGGCAAAAUACCAGGCUAUGGAGAGAGCUGCCACAUUUGAGCAUGACAGGGAUAAAGUGAAAAGGCAGUUCAAGAUUUUCAGGGAAACGAAGGAGAAGGAGAUUCAAGAUCUAUUGCGAGCCAAGCGUGAGUUAGAAACCAAAUUUCAGAGACUGCAGGCUCAGGGUGUUCAACUGUUUGAUCUCGCUGAUUCUGACUCAGACGAUAAUCAUACUGAUGUUACAGCCACAGGCACUCAGUGUGAAUACUGGAGUGGUGGGGUCCUGGGAAGUGAGCCAUCUUUGGGCAGCAUGAUACAGCUUCAACAGACGUUCCGAGGUCCAGAACUCGCACAUAGUUCCAUAGAUGUCGAAGGACCGUUUGCCAAUGUUAAUCGAGAUGAUUGGGAUGCUGCUAUGGCGAGCUUGCUGCAGACGACACCAUUUCUUCCUCAGACCCUUUGGAGCAAUACAGUGCGCUGUUAUCUCAUGAAUUCUGCAGACACACAGCCUGAAGUAGACUUGCUUCUACAAGAAUAUUUACCGAAGCUGCAAAUGAUGUGCGAGAGUCUUGGGCACUUUUUUCUUCUAGUACAAUUCGCAGUGGAGUGUGCCAGUCAGUAUCUAGCUGAGAGAAAACGAGAGAUAGAGAAAAGCUCCUUGUGUCUUUUCCUUCUGGGUUCUGCUUUACCUCGGUGUAUAGAAGAAGACUGUGAAGAAAGUUUCCUGAAAAAUGCUGACACUAGACCAUUGAUAAUAUACCACAGAUUGGAGGAGAGCAGUGGGAAUUCAGACUUAGUAUUCCAGAUGAUUGGCAGACUGUCUGAUGCACAUCAAAACCAAAAAGCAAAGAUCAUUGAGCAUGAUGGAACUGCAGAGGAGGGAGCAAAGAAAGUGUUUUCCCAAGUCGAAAAGCUUAUUAAACAGGAAUUGCUGGGUUGGGGAAGCACAGAUCUUGAAAACAAAGAUUCUGGAAUUGAGGAUGAUUCCACCAACUGGGAAGAGGAGGACAUUGAUGAUGCAAUUUGGGAUAUGCAUGAUGAGCAGGAACAGUUAGAAGCUUUUCAAGCAGCAGUUGGAUCAACCUGUGAAUUGGGAUUUGAGAAGUAUUAUGCUCGGCUGAAUGAACUGGUGACAGCUCCUGCACCUAUUCCUCCACUCCUUGUGUCAGGUGGUCCAGGCUCUGGAAAAUCGCUUUUGCUCUCCAAAUGGAUUGAGCACCAGCAAAAAUGUUCCCCAAACACUUUAGUUUUAUAUCACUUUGUGGGAAGGCCCCAGUCCACCAGCUCAGAACCAGCUCUAAUAAUAAAGCGACUGACUGUAAAGCUAUUGCAGCAUUCAUGGUCCAUGUCUGCCCUUGCCCUGGAUCCAAAUAAGUUGCUGGAAGAAUUUCCUCGAUGGCUGGAGAAACUAUCAGCCCGCCACCAAGGCAGUAUUAUCAUAAUCAUUGACUCCAUUGACCAGAUUGAGCAAGCUGAACGGCACAUGAAAUGGCUGAUUGAUCCAUUGCCUGUCAAUGUAAGGGUGAUUGUUUCUGUAAAUGUGGAAACUUGUCCCCAAGCAUGGAGGUUAUGGCCAACACUACACCUUGAUCCAUUAAGCCCGAAGGAUGUCAAGACUCUGAUCAAUUUGCAGUGCUGUAAUGCUGACGUGAAAUUGACUAGAGAACAGGAGAAGAAGUUAGAGAAACAUUGCAGAUCUGCGACUACAUGCAAUGCACUGUAUGUUACCCUACUGGGCAAAAUGAUCACAAGUAUCAAAGGUCUGGGAGAUAUAGAUGAAACUCUCCAGAAAUGUUUCCAGUGCCAGGAUACAGUUUCUUUAUACAGACUUGUGCUGCAAUCUAUACAGCAAUCUGUGCUUACUGACAGGGCCAAGCAGCUGAUGAGAGAGAUUCUCUGUCUAAUCUAUGUGAGUCACAAUGGUGUUAGCGAAGGUGAACUAUUAGAGAUUUACCCAGAACUUUCCUGGCCUAUAUUAGCCUCUCUUCUUCAUAGUUUGCAGGGCACGUAUGUGAUAACGUACAGCUGUGGAUUGCUGAAAUUUCAGCAUCUUCAGGCUUGGGAAGCAGUGAGAUUGCAAUAUAUGGAAAAAGAAGAGUCCGACACUAUUACAGUGUACAGAGAAAAACUUGUGCGAUAUUUUUCACAUCAAAUGAGUCAGGGCAGAGUAACCUGGCGUGAUGCUGAUGAACUUCCCUGGCUCUUCCAGCAACUGGGAGACAAACAGAAACUGCACAAUUGCCUGUUGAACCUUUUUGUCUCUCAGAAUCUUUACAAGAGGGGCCAUUUUGCGGAGCUGCUUUCGUACUGGCAAUAUGUGGGAAUGGAUAAAACUUCUAUGGCUGCUGCUUAUUUUGAGUCUUUAAAGCAGUAUGAAAAAAAAUGUGAAGGCGAAGAUAUGAUCACACGUUUGGCAGAUCUGUAUGAAACGUUAGGGCGCUUUUUGAAAGACUUGGGCCUACUGAGUCAGGCUGUAGCACCCUUGCAGCGUUCUCUGGAGAUCCGAGAGAGUGCAUUGGACCCUGAUCAUCCCAGUGUGGCUCAGUCCUUGCACCAGUUGGCUGGUGUGUAUGUACAGUGGAAGAAGUUUGGAAAUGCAGAGCAGCUGUACAAGCAGGCACUAGAAAUCAGUGAAAAUGCCCAUGGUUCGGUUCAUCCCCGGGUGGCUCAGGAGCUGGAUGCUCUAGCAAUGCUUUAUCAGAAACAAAAUAAACUGUUUCAUAUUUUGAGGUAUGAACAAGUGGAGCCAUUAAGAAAGCGGUCUAUGAAGAUCCGACAGAAGGUUUCCACACAGAAAGGAAACAUGCAUGGUUCUGCUGUUCUUCGCCGCCGCGCUCUACAGUUGGAGGAGCUUACACUUGGGACAGAGUCAGCAGACACAGCUCGCAUACUGAAUGAACUGGGAGUUCUCUACUACCUUCAAAACAACAUUGAGACAGCUGAAAUCUUCUUUAAACGUUCGUUGGAAAUGAGGGAGCGGACCCUUGGUUGUGACCAUCCUGACUGUGCACAGUCUUUGAAUAACCUGGCAGCUUUAUACAAUGAGAAGAAGGACCAUGAGAAAGCUGAGGAGCUGUAUGAGAGGGCACUGGAUAUUCGGCGUAUAGCCCUGGCACCUGAUCAUCCCUCUGUGGCUUAUACUGUGAAACACCUGGCAGUGUUGUAUAAAAAGCGAGGAAAAUUGGACAAGGCUGUUCCUUUAUGUCAGCUGGCAGUUGAAAUUCGUCAGAAGUCCUUUGGCCCGAAGCACCCAAGUGUGGCAACUGCCCUGGUGAAUUUGGCUGUUCUGUAUUGUCAGUUGAAAAAACACGCUGAAGCUUUACCACUGUAUGAACGUGCUCUGAAAAUUUAUGAGGACAGCUUGGGUCGUUCUCAUCCCAGAGUGGGAGAGACACUGAAGAAUCUAGCAGUGCUCAGUUAUGAGGAGGCCAAUUUUGAAAAAGCUGCUGAGCUAUACAAAAGAGCAAUGGAUAUUAAGGAAGCUGAGGCGUCAGUGCUUGGUGGAAAAGCUCUUUCAAGACAUUCAUCCACGGGCGACACUUUCAGCUUAAGAAAUGCGCUGGCUUCUAAUCCCUACCUAGAACUGGGAUACAGAUGACUCAUGGAUAGAAAUGGACUGCAGAACCUGUAAAUAUGAAAAAUAUUGGGACAAAGUGAUAUUGUUAUUUCCGUUUUUACAGCUGCCUUGAUCUCAAUAUGCUAUGUCAAGCCUGAAAUGGAGUUAUAUUUAAAUUUGCAGCGGUAAUUUCUAAGAAACUGAAGUAAUCAUGUUAGGAGAUACAAGUUGCAUAAAGAAAUUUAUCAGAAAGAAAAAUUAGGUUCAAGCAGUAAACUGUGACAAUGGAAAGCAAAGUCCUUUCAGCUAGUAACUGGCAUCAUGUUACCCUACAGGUGUCCUGAGUUAGCAGAACACAUUUGUAAAUGAAGAUUUCAUUACUGAACAAUAACACUGCUUGGAGAAAGCAACAAAGUUUUCUGUGAGCAACAUUUGAGGUUUUUAUCAGUGCUGAUUUUGUUUUUAUUCCAAUUGAGUAUAAAUUUGUCUCAGUCUUAAACAUGAUUAAAUAUAGCAAUGUUAAAUAACCUCCUUUCUUUGAAAGGAAAAACAUUUUUCAAGGAAACCUAAACUAAUACUUCCAAAAUAAAAUUCCACAGAUCACCUUGAAGGAGAGUAACAAGAUAAUAACUGUACAAAAGAAUGUUGAUGUAUUUUUUUUAGUUGCUGCAGGUGAAAAUUCUUUAUAUUAUUGAAAAUGCAGUAUUGUGAAGCAAAACACAGCUGCUCAUUUCAGUGAUAUGCUCAAUACCUCAAUAUUAAAUAUAGGACAUAAAUAUCUGGCUCUCAUGCCAUUUGCCAAGGAAACCCUCACCCCACAACGAAGGGAAAGGUCCUUUUGGCCAAUACAACUGUCUUUGUGAGCUCAUUCAACACUUCAGAUGCACACCUUCCAAUGCUCAUCCAAAACUCCGCAUCCUCCAUCUGUUCAACAAAGUAUCCUGUUCAACACUAACCUUGCUGACCUCCAAUGACUGGUCAUCCUACAGCACACUGCCUCCAGAAAUCCCCCACCUUGUCUCCAAUUCGGACCAAGUGACUUCACCCAAGUGACUGCUUGCAUCCUCCAGUUUACAACUGCUCUUGUAGCCUGUGUAAGGGACAGUACUGAGGAGCUGUAAGCCACUGGGAGUUAAUAAGUGUAAAAUCGAUUGAUUAACUGGAAACUCAUGAAAGGUAUUCUUUGCACUAAGGGGGACUGCAAUAAAGACUCAACAAGUUAAUAAAUUUAUAGGAGGGAUGUGUAAUUGACAAGCUACUUUCAAUGUAGACAAUUGUGACGUGAUACAUAUUGGUGAGAGUAACAUAAACUACGUGGCUCUUGAGAAAUGAGUAGAGUGAGAAAGGUACAAAGGAUUCUAGGGGAUUGAUUCACAGCAUUAUAAAUAACAACAUAGGGUUAAGCAAAGGUUAAUUAGCAACACAGGUUAAUAAGGCUUUGAAAAAAUGUGAAGCAUGAAAGUUCCCUUCCAGAAGAGGGUCAGAACUGAAAGUACUGAGAGUGUUAAAUUUAUAUUGAAUGUUUGUUAAGCCACAAGAAGAAUGGGAUGAAUACUGAAGGAGACUUCAUGUUUAAAAAAGGAAAUUGGGGCACUCCUUGGAGAAGGUGGAAAUAAGAAAUGACACACCUUAGCAAACCUGAGAAAUUAUAAUCCAAAAGGCUGAACAGACCAGAGCUCUGGUCCUGAAGAGAGGUGAUCUGACGUGAGAUUUUUACAUUUAUGGAGUUUGACAGAGCAAAGAAGAUAUUUCCACUUGUGGGAAAAUCUGAAAGUGAUAAAUUCAUAUAUUUUCUAAUAAAUUGAACGAGUCAGUAAUCAAAUCUAGUGAAGGAUUUGAGAGAAACUUCUUUACCCAGAGAGUAGAUAGAAUGUGGAAUUCUCUGAUAGUAUUUGAGGUGAAUAGCAGUUAUUUUUAGAGGGAAAAAAGGAGUGAUGGGAUACAUGCAACAGGUUAGAUAAUCCCAGAGUGGGAUAAGCAUAGUGGAUGGUAAAGAGUAAAGUUUACAUUGCAGUAGUGUGUACACUGACCUGACCUUUGCAGUUUCUAAUUCCCUAGUGAGUUCUAACUUUGCCUUGCUACCACUUUGUCUCACGGCAUCUUUUCUCACCUUCAGAAGUGACUCCGACUUACCUCUAAAGUAUACACUCCCUUUUUGAUUUGGUCUAACCGCUGAAAUGUGAAGUAAUCUGGAGCAUUGUUACAUUAUCGUCCUGAUGUUGUCCUUAAUCUUUUGUGCAGCAGAUGUGCGAAAGUUUAAAGUCACAAAGUCUUGCAACUGCCUGAAUUUUGAGUUCCAUUGUUGUUGUGGACUGUUUCCCUUCAAAGCAAACCUGAGACGGUACAAGGGGAAAUGUGGGUAAAUGUGCCUUGAUUGAAAAUUGCCAAUAGGCAAAAAAACGGUUAAUUUUUUAAAGUUACAUGUGAAGUAUUUAGAUUUAUAGUGCAAUGUAAUGUUAUCCUACUGUUUGAGAAAUAAGCUAUUAAGUCCUGAAAAUACAGUAUUGUAAAUGAAGUUGUAACAAAGAAUUUGAAAUCUAUUUACCACUCUAAUGACAUGGUAUAAUGCACAGCGCAUUUAUUAUUUUGGUGCAGAACUUGCGAUGCAAUCAAUCUGAUGUAACUGGA